Molecule: messenger RNA, 2936 nt
Organism: Priapulus caudatus
Lineage: Eukaryota; Metazoa; Priapulida; Priapulimorpha; Priapulimorphida; Priapulidae
Product: protein fem-1 homolog A-like
Exons: 9
Coding region: 58-1944 (628 amino acids)
Biological process (GO): ubiquitin-dependent protein catabolic process
Cellular component (GO): ubiquitin ligase complex
Molecular function (GO): protein binding
Source: RefSeq, a predicted model, not a curated record
AGUGAAGCGUUGUCUAUCCUAUAUUGUUUGUCUAUCCUAUAACGCAAGGCUAUAAUAAUGGAGGGCAACGAAAUAAAGCAGCAGAUGUUUGAAGAGCUGCACGAAUCGAUUAAGAAAGGUAGAAUUGCGUAUGCUGUCAAAACUCAGUUAGAAAAUUACAAUAUCAUUGAAAGACGGAGAAUCGUGUCGUGCUUGAAGGAUGGCUGCUCACCUUUAUUCUUGGCCAGCCAGCUUGGUGAUUGCAAAUCAGCAGACUACCUCCUAGAUGUAUGCCAUGCAGACAUUGAGCAGAGGGGAGAGUAUGAGGCUGCAGAAGAAAGGUCUCAUCAUUUUGUGACACCUCUCUGGUGUGCUGCUGUAGCAGGCCAUUUUGCCAUUGUGCGAACACUUGUCCUUCAUGGCGCUGACAUAAAUAGCACUUCAGAUACUGGAUCCACGCCAGUUCGGUCAGCAUGUUUCAUGACAAAUAUUGAAAUUGUGAGAUACCUGACUGAUUUGGGUGCACAGUUAUGGAAGCCCAACUACAAUGGUGGUACAUGUCUCAUCAACUCUGUGCAGUCUGUCCCACUCUGUAAGAUCCUUAUAGGCCAUGGAGUAAAGGUGAACGCCCAAGAUAUCCAGGCAAAAACAGCUUUACAUUACGCCAUUCAGGAGUACCGGCUAGAAACUGUCAAGCUGCUAAUCGAAAAUGGGGCUAAUGCUAACCUCAAGAAUCGCUAUGGGGAUGAUGCACUGCAGACUGCUUGUCUACGUGGAAGUGCGCAGAUCUUUAACUAUUUAAUUGAACAAGUGGACUAUGAUAGGGAGAGGUUAAUAGAGGCAUAUGAGUUACUAGGUGCAACCCUACUGGAGGAAAAUCACAAUGUACAAGCAGCUUUGGAAGCCUGGCGAACAGCUAUCAAAAUGCGGUUUGAUUCGGCACAUGUAACAUUACCCAAGGUAAUUAAUCUAGUGCCGAAUCCUGUUUACAUGAAUGCUAUGGAACACAGAACAUGGGCAGAAAUUCAAGCCAUUUCUACUGAUCCUGAUGCAUUACACAUGCAGGCACUACUGAUCUGCGAGCGAAUACUCAGCACACACCACAAAGACAUGAUCUUCAGGCUGAUGUACCGUGGGGCCGUCUUUGCGGAUAUGCAAAGAUAUCAGCGUUGUGUAGACUUCUGGCAAUAUGCUCUGCAAUUACGUGUGGCUCGUGAUGGCAUCCUGCACGUCGAGACUACGAUCACAGCCCAGGCGAUAACACGACUGUUCUUGGAAAUGAUAGGCAUUCAGCGCUUGGGGGAUGUGAUGGAGACUGUGCAGUUUAGUGACAUCUACAACAUCCUCUUAUUGAUCAGCACUCAACUGGAGGAGGGUAUGAGGCUGUUGAACGUCCGUCCUGUCUUUAAGAAGCAAAUGGACAACUUCAACAAAACCUUGCUCAUCAUCAUAUACCUACUGUACACGUUCACACGGGUGCAGGUGCCGGCAGAUGAAAUGGUGCAGCUCAAGCGACUGCUCAACAAGAUGAUCCGACUAAAUUUGCGGUCGGCUGGCGGCGACUCCCUGCUGCAUGUUGCUCUGGAUAAGAAAUCGUCUGUGUUCGACGAUCCCAACCUGAGCGUAUUUCCUAACCGUGAUGUAACGAUGCUGCUGCUGGAGUGUGGAGCAGACGUGAAUGCGCUAGAUUAUGCAAAGAACUGCCCACUUCAUGUUCUCGCCAACCUGCAGAACUAUGAAGAAGAUCUGGUGACCCUGCUGAUGGCACAUGGCGCACACAUUGAUAUUCGUAAUGCUGAUGGUGAAACGGUGUACAGGCGUCUCGUCACGAACCCAGAGUGCACCUUAAACUUGCUGAGUUACAUGUCGCUGAAGUGCCUGGCAGCCCAGGCAGCGAUGCAUUAUAAGCUACCGUACCGUGGCCAAGUCCCAGUUAGUCUAGAAGCAUUCAUUGAAUGGCAUUAGUGAAACUGAUGACUAACAUUUAACGUUAGUCUUACUACCAGUGUAGCAAUGAAUAUUAGUCCAAUUUGCUUUAAUUUGAUAACUGGACAAAUUUUUGGUUUGUAUGAAUUUUUUAAUUUUUUUUUAAUUUGGACUGCAUUUGAUGCCAACGUGAUUGCAGUUGGCUCUUGAGAUUGUCAUAACAUCUACUCGCGCGCUACUUACAUUCUGCCAACCACCACUUUUGAUUGCUGACUCGACAGUGUUUUGUGACUAAUCAAGUUAAGUCAGGUUGAAGUAAGGUGAUGAAAGCCAGGUUAAAUAGAGAAAUGAGAUGCUAGAUAUUUUAUAGCUAGCCCGCCUGUAACGAAUCAUACUAGGGUGGUGGUUCUAUGGUCAGUCGAUGUAAAAGAACAUUGAACAUGCCUGUAAGGCUGUAACCAUAGUCCUGUUCUUAGCUUCCAGCAUAACAAACAAUGGAUAUGUGAUAAAAUGACUGACUUUUAAUUUUUCAGCUGAAAGUAUGGGUGGGACGAUUCAUCGAUAUAUCGAGAUACAAACCCUAAUGACCGACUAAAAUCCAUAUAAUUUAGUAAUGUAGUUUGAUUCAAAAAGAAAAGAAACAUAACAUCAGUUGUUUACUACGUGCUCUACAACACUGAAUUGUUAACAUUCACAUGAUUGGCAUUGAGUCAUGGCGGGUAUGAAUGUAUUGGUAUAAUUUUGGAGUUCAUUUAAUUGAGAGUUGAUCAUUUAUCUCUAAAAAAACUGUGAUAUGAUGGUAAAAUUGUGUUUUCGCGAUCCUACAACUCAAUAUAUGCAUUAUUUUUGCUUAAAGAGGAGGAGCAAUAUCUAUUGGAAAACCGUAAGCAGUUUUCUGAUUAUGUUUACCUGCACUAGUCAUAUACUUGGUUAGUUAGGCCCUGAUGGCAAUAUUUACUUUCAGCCAACUGAUGUCGUAAUACAUACACUCUGUAAAGUAACCACAUCACAUAGAAGAAACCUCAAAACAU